AUGCCUUGUACGCAUCAAGAGGUUCGAACAAAGCUUUGCAUCAAUAAUGUUGAAGAUCGUUCAAGUGUACUAUGUCAAACGCAUCCUUUACAAUUGGUUAAGCUUCAAUCACAUCCUCGAUUACGUUCUAAAAAUCUAGUACAAAAUCAACAGAGUAUAACAUCAAAUCAGCAACUUAUCUCUUCGUCAUCAUCAAUACAAAAGACAUCAAUUCUUUACUUGGAAACAGUGGCCACCAAGUGUAUCGUUAAAGCUCCAAAGCUCUCAACUUCCUCGACGAUCAGAAAAAGAUGUGCAAGUUCUAAUCAAUUUAUUCGCAACGGCGCUCGAAAAGUGAAUGCUGGUGUGUAUCUUGUAGAAAACGUUAAAUCAGGUCAUCGCUACUUUGGAACGACAUGGGACCUUUCUAAUGCUUCAGCUCAGUGUUUUCAUGAUCUUCAACGUGGCGUACACCCUCACGCUGCAUUAAAUACAAGCUUUCAGCUCAACUCUUGCGCAUUUCGCUUUCGCAUUCUCGAGCAAGUGAGUCCUCCAUUAUGGCACAAACCUCCUUCUUCUAUGAAUCAGAAAAGAGCGAAUCAAAGAAGAUUGAAGCCUUUUACACGUAUAUAUAAUUCUGAUGGUUUUGACGUUCGAGCCAUGGAGCAAAAGUUAGAGAAUCGAUUACGUUUUCAACGGCAGAAAAUCGUCAAUCAGGUUGCGAGUAUGAUCGUCCAGCUUUAUGUUAAAAAUGUUCGAAAACAAGUUUUGUUUUACUGGUUGCAUGCUAUUGAUAAUGACGUGGUUGCUGAAUGUACGGCUGCCAGUGUGGACGUUCAACGCGUAGUUCGAGGUUUUCUUGCUCGACUUUUGGUUGACAAAAAACGUCGUGAUUGUGCAGCACGCAAAUUACAGCAAUUCAUUCGAUUUUCUUUCCGUAUUAUACGCACUAGGUCAAAAGCUUGUCACCUCAAUCCUAAUGCAUCAAAUGUCCUUAAGCCAUCGUUGAACAUCUUUGUGAUUCAGCAUCGAGCACAUAGUAAAAUGAAUGAGUUGCGACAAUGGUUGGUAGCACAAAAGCUGAAAACUUAUGCUCGGAAUAUUGUAGCUCGUCGUCUUGUGAAUUGCUUGCGACUAAUGCAUCGUCAAAAUGUGGCAGCUAUUGAGAUUCAAUGCACAAUUCGAGGCCACAUCGCCCGUGUGCGAGUACAAAAAUUGCGACAGCAACGUAGUGAAUUUCAAGCAGUCACGAUUCUUCAAAAGAUGUGGCGAGGCUUUUUAACUCGGACGAUGUUUGCGGAGAAAAAUAAAGUAGCCAGAAGAAUACAAUUCGCCUAUAUACGAUGGAAAGCGCGGCAUGUACGAGAGCUCAAAAGAAAUGCAACGAUCAUUAUCCAGGCCUAUCGCAAUUAUGUAGCCAGAAAGUAUGUCCGGUUUGUAAUUUUAGAGCAAUUGAUGACUUUGAUGGUGCGCCAUGUAGUUAAUCAUUUUGAACGGGAGGAGGCUGCACUUGUCAUUCAAUGCUUGUCGCGUCGACGUCAAGCUCAAAAGAUGUUGUACAAGAUUGGAAAGCAAAAACAAUGCGUUCAAGCAAUUAUGAGAAUUCAGAGAGUCUGGCGAAUGCAUUGGACUUUACUUAAGUCGUUUGAAGUUGUUCAGACUCGCAAGCAGGAAGAUGCAGUUCGGCGGAUACAAGCUGUGUACCGUUCAUGGUUAGUACGAUGCGAAUACUUGAGAAAUAUCAUUUCUGUAAAGCAUACUCGAGUUGCUACAUUGACACAAAGUCGAUUUAAAGCACGACAGACUCGACGCAAGCGAUUGCGUCGUCAAAAAAAUCAACGUCUGGGUGUUUGUGCUUCAUGUCGCGCUCAUUUUACAAAUGUGUAUCAUUUGAAAGCAAGAAUAGAAUCGUGCGCUGUCUAUUGCAAUGCCAACAUCAAUUUCGAUGACGUUAAUAUGGCGGCUAGCUAUAUUAACGUCCACCGUCGUCUUGUUAAGUUUGUGGUAUCAACUCAACGUAGAAAUCGCUCAUCUCAACAUUUAAAACGCAUUCGAUUUCGUGCUUGUAUGUUUUGCGAGAGGCAAGCCGUUCGGAAAAGUUGCUUAUCCUGUUUGAGUGAUCACAGUACUCGCGAUUCAGCCAUGAGAUCAAUGGUUUAUCGACCUUACGACUUUUCGUCUGAUGGAGAAAACCGAUGUACUCGUGCGGGAUCUGAAGUUGACAAUAAUCAUCACUUGCUAAAGUCGUAUGUUGGUAAAAUCAUACAGUGUACACUACGAAUGUACUUGGCUCGAUGUAAGCUCAAACGCUUAAAAUUUGAACGAAACAGUGCCCUAAAGAUUCAACGUGUUUAUCGUCAGCACCACUCCAAGCUUCGAUAUGUUGCAGCAGUGUUGAUUCAGUCGAGAGCUCGUGAAUAUCUAGGAAGACGCGUGGCUGUUGGUUUAAAGCUAGAACGUCAGAAAGACAAUGAAAAUGCUGCUGCGUGCUGUAUUCAAUGUCAUUUACGUGGUCUAAUUGCACGACGGCAUAUCCUUCAUAUCCGUCAGCACACUGCAGUGGUGCGUUUGCAAUCAUUCCGACGUGGGUAUAUCGCGCGAUGUGAGCUACAAAUGCUUCAGCUUGAGAAUCAGCGACAUUUUUACGAUCAAUUGAGUGAAAAACUUCGGUUUAUUGCUGCCAAAGCUGCUGAUGAAGAAAUCGCAGCUAGGCGAAUUCAGAUCUUUGUGCGUAGACGAAAAGCCAGAAUCGAAUGCUUAAGUCGACGACUUGAGGCUGUCAAAUGCACGCGGAAGCUUCUUCAAGACUGUGUCGCAGCGCGUGAAGCGGUAAGUGCGAGCUGUAUACAACGAUUUAUGCGUCAACGUAUAGCAAUUACAAGCUUUCAACGCCUUCGCGCCCACCGCUGUGCUCGACGUUUUUUAAGGCGACGAAUGCUUAACCGGAUUCGUCUUGAAAAGCAAUCGGCUGUACGAAUCCAACGCGCAUUUCGAUACGUCUACGCAAAGCAGAGACUUACAAAUAUGGUUGACGUUGGUGAUACGAUCAAACUUCAGUCUAAAUGGGUCGAGUAUUUUGAUGAAGCAAGUGGACACGUGUACUAUUACAAUACAGAAACUUGUCAAAGUGUUUGGAACCGUCCAGAAGAGAUGGAAAUGAUGCUCGAUGACAGCAAUACUGAUCUUUAUGAUGAAUGGGUUGAAUAUUGGGAUGAAAGUGUUGAAGCCUCAUACUUUUAUAACGUCAGGACUGGUGAGGCGACGUGGACAAAACCGGAUGAGUAUAGCAGUCCCUACCAUUACACUGACGAAUCAUCAAGAGCAGAUGCAGAGUAUUACACUUAA
This is a messenger RNA of Plasmopara halstedii, 3324 nucleotides long. Its product is annotated as Spliceosomal protein FBP11/Splicing factor PRP40. Gene Ontology annotation, biological process: establishment of meiotic spindle localization; mitotic cell cycle; spindle organization. The transcript has a single exon. The record is from RefSeq and is a predicted model, not a curated record. Bases 1 to 3324 code for a protein of 1107 amino acids. Gene Ontology annotation, cellular component: spindle pole. NCBI's taxonomy places the organism in Eukaryota, Oomycota, Peronosporomycetes, Peronosporales, Peronosporaceae. Gene Ontology annotation, molecular function: protein binding.